AUGUGGGGUUCAUUUUUUUCUGGUGGAAAAGAUCCAUUAAAAGAUCUCGGCUAUGAAAUUCUUCCGGACAGUUCACCAACAUCAAACAAUUCUCGGUCGAUUUGGACUAUUCUGAACGGGAAGAAAAAAGCGACAGGGGAUUUAGUAACAAUCUUCUCUUGUCAAAACGAUGCUUAUAUACAACUAGCAAAAGCAGCAUUGAAGCGAAUGAAAACAUUACGACAUCCGAAUAUUCUUGUGUAUCUCGAUGGUGUCGAAUCGGACAAAGCAGUUUACGUCGUUACAGAAAAGGCUAUGCCACUUGAAACGUAUUUAAAUGAGCUGAAAUCCAAUAAUAACGUCGCAAAUUUCAAUUCCGAACAUUUACUUGAGAUCGCGUGGGGUUUACAACAAUUAUGUCGUGUUUUGGCAUUUCUUCAUGACGAUUGUAAACUAUCACAUGGAAAUAUCAAUACAAGUACAGUAUUUGUAGACGCGAAGUCAUGUGAUUGGAAAUUAGCUUGUCUUGAAUUCGUACAAUCGGUUAACGAAGAACAAGCUCAUGUUCCGUCGCGAUAUUUACCAGCCUGUCAACGUUAUGAACCGCCACCAGCAUCAGGAAAAAAAGGUGGUGAAAAUCAAAGAUCACGCGACGUUUGGCUAGUUGGUACAUUGAUCUGGGAAAUAUUUAAUGGCAAUGGUGCUACAUCUGCUGCAUCCUAUCGUCAAUUAGGUUCCAUUCCACGUCCAUUAUCUGCUGCUUAUGGUGAAUUGAUGAAUAUAAAUCCAGCUCUUCGAACUUCGAUCGAUAAGUUAAAUCAGUCUCCUUUUAUUCAAAACAAUCCGUUAGUUGAAUGUCUUCUAUUUCUCGAACAAAUUCAAUUAAAAGAUCCAGGAGAAAAGCAAACGUUUUUCAAUUCACUACCUGACAAAGUCGAUCAAUUUCCAUCGCAUAUCAAUGAACGAAAAUUACUACCUUUACUAUUCACUGCGUAUGAAUUCGGUUCAGCGGGUUCAGCGGUGUUACCAACGUUGUUCAAAUUAGGGAAAAAGCUCUCUGAUAAUGAUUACAAGAAACGGAUCGUUCCAAUCAUUACGAAAUUAUUCGCAUCAACAGAUCGAAUGACACGUUUUCGACUCUUACAACAGUUGGACACAUAUGUUGAGCAUUUGACACCAGCGGUUGUCAAUGAUGAUAUAUUCACUCAUAUCUGUACGGGCUUUAGUGAUCAAGAACCAGCAAUUCGAGAAGCAACUGUGAAAGCUAUGUUAUUCUUGGCACCGAAAUUAAAUUAUAAGAAUUUAAAUAUCGAAUUAAUGAAGCAUUUCUCUCGUUUACAAACAAGCGACGAUCAAGGAGUAAUACGAACGAAUACCAUCGUUUGUCUUGGUAAAAUCGCCGGACAUCUCAAUCCAAGUUUACGUGGUCGCCUACUCAUAUCUGCGUUUGGUCGGGGCACUCAAGAUCCAUUUGGACCAUCACGACAAGCAUCGAUCUUUGCAUUGAAUCAUUCCGAAAAGUUUUUUACAUUGAAAGAUAUUGCUUCGAAAAUUCUACCGAUUGUUUGCCAUGCAACGGUCGAUCCUGAAUUGGAUGUGCGACAGCAAGCGUUUAAAACAAUUCAAAUGUUCCUGAAGAAAUUAGAAACAGUGUCCGAAAAACCUGAACUAGCGAUUGAGAUGGAAAAAGAUGUUAAUUCGAGCAAUGUCGGUGGCACAGCAAAUGAAACAUCAUGGACAUCAUGGGCUCUGACAUCACUUUCUAGUAAUAUUGGCAAAUUAACAACAAAACCUCAACAACCAUCGGUGAAUUUAACGCUAGCAAAGAGCGACUCACAAAAUACUUUGGCAAAUACAUCGGCGAUGUCCACACCAAGCAAAGAAAAAUCGACAGGAAACACAAGUAAUGGACAAUCACCUGUGAAAGUUAAUGCGCCUAGUAAAUUACAAACAAAAGCGGAAAAGGAGGAACAACAGCGGCAAGCAUCAGCAUUAGCUUCAUAUUUUAAUAAAACGGAUGAUGUUAACGAGGAUGACGAAGCAAAUCCAACCCCGUGGGAUGACAUGAAAUCGAAUGAUUGGGGCGAAACACAAGAGAUUGGUGAUGAUAAAUGGGAAGAUUUCAGUACACCAGCACCGGUAAAUAAACCUGAAAUUCCAUCAACAGCAACAACAACAACAACAAGCACAUUUAAGUCAACGACAACAAAAACAACGACAAAUACUACUGCAUGGACGCAGGAUAAGCCCAGUCAAUCGAAAAAUGAUUGGGAUAGUGAUGCGUUUUUCGAGGAUGUUCUCACUAGUUCAAGCAAACCAAAGUUGAAAACAACACGACGCUAA
This is a messenger RNA of Adineta ricciae, 2322 nucleotides long. Lineage: Eukaryota; Metazoa; Rotifera; Eurotatoria; Adinetida; Adinetidae. The record is from the annotation of a GenBank genome assembly.